Messenger RNA from Dipodomys spectabilis (banner-tailed kangaroo rat), 3699 nucleotides. RefSeq names its product ubiquitin conjugating enzyme E2 D3 (gene Ube2d3). The coding region runs from base 279 to 722 and encodes 147 amino acids. Gene Ontology annotation, biological process: protein K11-linked ubiquitination; ubiquitin-dependent protein catabolic process. NCBI's taxonomy places the organism in Eukaryota, Metazoa, Chordata, Mammalia, Rodentia, Heteromyidae. Gene Ontology annotation, cellular component: nucleus. Gene Ontology annotation, molecular function: ubiquitin conjugating enzyme activity. The transcript has 8 exons. The record is from RefSeq and is a predicted model, not a curated record.
UGGCAGUAGUUCCGUCAGAGCGGACAUCUUGUGGCUGUGUCGUGCGCGUGAGCCCCUUCGGGCCGGGGAGGCACCAGCUGCCGCGCGGGGAGGAGGCCGAGGCCGCUGCUCCAGGGAGGCCCCGGCCCCUCUGUACGCGCGGGCGCCUGUGUCUGGCAGAACCAGUGAGAGACGAAGAUACAGUCCUUCCCCCAGCCGCCCGGAUAAUCAAGAGUUUUGGCCGGACCCUUUGAGCACACACCGAGAUAGAGUGAGGAGCCAAGCGAAAAGCACAGACUAUGGCGCUGAAACGGAUUAAUAAGGAACUUAGUGAUUUGGCCCGUGAUCCUCCAGCACAGUGCUCUGCAGGUCCAGUUGGGGAUGACAUGUUUCACUGGCAAGCCACAAUUAUGGGACCUAAUGACAGCCCAUAUCAAGGCGGUGUAUUCUUUUUGACAAUUCAUUUUCCUACAGACUACCCCUUCAAACCACCUAAGGUUGCAUUUACAACAAGAAUUUACCAUCCAAAUAUUAACAGUAAUGGCAGCAUUUGUCUUGAUAUUCUAAGGUCACAGUGGUCUCCUGCUUUAACUAUUUCUAAAGUUCUUUUAUCCAUUUGUUCACUGCUAUGUGAUCCGAACCCAGAUGACCCCCUAGUGCCAGAGAUUGCACGGAUCUAUAAAACAGACAGAGAUAAGUACAACAGAAUAUCUCGGGAAUGGACUCAGAAGUAUGCCAUGUGAUGCUACCUUAAAGUCAGAAUAACCUGCAUUAUAGCUGGAAUAAACUUUAAAUUACUGUUCCUUUUUUGAUUUCUUAUCCGGCUGCUCCCCUAUCAGACCUCAUCUUUUUUUUUUUUUUUUUUUUUUAAUUUUAUUUUUUGUUUACCUCCCUCCAUUCAUUCACAUGCUCAUCUGAGAAGACUUAAGUUCUUCCAGCUUUGGACAAUAACUGCUUUUAGAAACUGUAAAGUAGUUACAAGAGAACAGUUGCCCAAGAUUCAGAAAUUUUUUUAAAAAAUGGAGCAUGUGUAUUAUGUGGCCAAUAUCUUCACUCUUAACUCGGUUAUGAGACUAAACCAUUCCUCACUGCUCUAACAUGCUGAAGAAGCCAUCUGAGGGGGAGGGAGAUGGAUGCUCAGUUGUCACAUCAAAGGAAACAACAUUCUUGCAGCAUCCAUUCUUGUUUAAGCCUUCCACUGUUAGAGAUUUGAGGUUACAUGAUAUACUUUAUGCUCAUAACUGAUGUGGCUGGAGAAUUGGUAUUGAAUUUAUAGCAUCAGCAGAACAGAAAAUGUGAUGUAUUUUAUGCAUGUCGAUAAAGGAAUGACCUGUUCUUGUUCUACAGAGAAUGGAAAUUGGAAGUCAAACACCCUUUGUAUUCCAAAAUAGGGUCUCAAACAUUUUGUAAUUUUCAUUUAAAUUGUUAGGAGGCUUGGAGCUAUUAGUUAAUCUAUCUUCCAAUACACUGUUUAAUAUAGCACUGAAUAAAUGAUGCAAGUUGUUAAUGGAUGAGUGAUCAACUAAUAGCUCUGCUAGUAAUUGAUUUAUUUUUCUUCAAUAAAGUUGCAUAAACCAAUGAGUUAGCUGCCUGGAUUAAUCAGUAUGGGAAACAAUGUUUUGUAAAUGGAAAGCUGUUUUUUGUAUAUACUGAUGGGAUUUGCUUCAUUGUUUGACAUCAAAUGAUGAUGUAAAGUUCAGAGAGUGAAUAUUUUGCCAUGUUCAGUUAAAGUGCACAGUCUGUUACAGGUUGACACAUUGUUUAACCUGAUUUAUGCAGAAUUAAUAAGCUAUUCAAAUAGUGUAGCUUUAAUAUGCUGCACAUGAUACUGGCAGCCCUAGAGUUCAUAAAUGGACUUGGGACCUAGCAGUUCUGGAACGUGUAUGUGGAACUUUUAUUUUCCAGGUGCAUCCCCUAACUAAAACUUCUCUUUAUCAUGUACCACUUGAUAGCUGGGGGAAAAGUGGGAGUGAUAGUGGGUCACAAUUUACAAAUAAAGUACUGUUGGUGUGGGAGUUGUCAUGAGGCUGUGUUGAAGUGACUUAACCAUGAGAUAUUGGGCAUCCAUGGAAAUGGGUUUGUUCAGCCAUUUACAUUAAUGAGCAUUUAAAUGCAGCAGAUACCAUUUCAGGUGACUUAACAUGAAUGAAUAAAAGUCAAUGCUAUUGUAUUGGGGUUUUCUUUUUUUUUUUUUUAAUUCCCUUGACAAGUGCUAUUUGUGCCAUUAAACUUCUGUAGUAACAAGGGCAUUAUCAUUCUUUACACUUCCUAAUCUUGUAGUUUUACUUUUUUUCCUGGUUUUGACACUCCCAUUGCUUUAUUUCUUAAAAGUCUUGUAUUCAAUUUCUAGCAUAUGUCUCCACGUCCACAUUUUCGCACUGCUUACACUUGAUGUGCAACUCAUUCCUUGUUUGACACAGAUGCGGAAAGCUAGAAGUAAAUGUUAAAAGUUCAAUUGUUUAUGAAACGUUUUAAUAUGUAGUUUGGACAUGAUUUGUUGACAAGAUUUUCUCUAAACCAGAAGUGAAAUGCAUGCUUUCUGAAGAUGUUCUGGCUUUGUUAUUUCUGUAAAAUACUUUUCAUUGGAAAUACCAACAUAACUAAGUAUAACUUUUCCAAUGAGUGAAUUUUUUCCUUUUUGUUUUUGCUUAAAAAUCAUGGGUUCUUCAGGGGAGAUAUCAUGCUGUGUUAAACCUUUUGGUUAAAAUUAUGAAUGAGAAACUAGUAACAUAGUUGCCCCACAAGGUAAGAAAUAACUCUUCUUUGGCUCUGCUUUUAAAAUUAUUCCUGGGACUCUUUAAUUCUCAACAGCUUUAGUAGGCAGUAUUUCUUGAAAAGCCAAACAAAUAAAAUGCACUUUUCACAGAACAGUGAAAUCCUAAUUGAUUUUCAAAUGGAUGCAUUUUUUAACCUUAGGUGAUUUAAGGUAUUUUCAAAGAUGGCUUCCUUAGCCAUUAAAAUAACAGUGGGUAUGUCCAGUUCUCUUUAUAAACAGUGUCCAGUUGUCUUUAUCUUUGACUUGAUGCUUUAUAUAUAACAUUUCAUAUGUUGCUUCUAAGGGAAUAAGCCAUAGAGGCUUCUCCAGGUUUGAGAGAACAGAAGUUUAAAGUACCUGGAAAACCACCCUUUUUGAAUGUAUAGACACUGGACAUAAGAAUCAUCUACAAUGAAAUUUUUGAAAUAAUUUGCCUUCCCCACCCCACUCAGCAAUUUGAAAUGGCUAGUGCUAAGUGAGCAUUAGCUCAUUAAGUUCUGACUUUGGACUGAUAUUCCCUAUACUUUCUAAUGCAUAAAAGUCCAUUUGGCCUGUAAGUGUAAAUUUAUUUUGUUCUGCCCCUACCACAGGUUUGCAGUGUGAUAAUCAAUUUUUUUUAACUGAGUUUGCUUUCUUGUGUGGGUGUACUCACAUUUAAUGUAAGUAUGAACCACAGUUAACUAGUGGGUCUCAGGGGUAGUGAAACACUCACUUUAAUGGUUUAGUUGAAGUAUAAUUAGGAUACUGAUCCUGCUGUGUUAAAGAUGGGAUGUGUGGCUUUAAAUUAGUCAUGUUUUGUGUCAACAAACUGUUAAAUGAUGGAAACACUUUAAGUGAAAUUGUCUUAAGAGAAACCCAGUGCAAGUAACUAAAUGUUUAAUAGUGACAUCUGCGUAAGACUUGUAAUAGCUAAACUUAAGUGAACCUAAAGGAAUUGUUACCAUUAAAGUCUGUGUUUAAACACA